UUAAAUUAUCAAUGGGCACAGAACAAAGCUCAGAGAUCUAUGAAACUGUUUGUAACAAAUCCAUGAAUGAAACAGCAACAUGGCUUAUCACCUUGGAGCGAGAAGGACCACACGGAUAUUAGAAACCCUGUUCCCACUGAACCCAAAUCCCGUAAAAUCAAUACCACCACCACUGUUCACGCGGCGAUUCCUCCAUUCGCAGCCGGAGCAUGCCGCCGGAGCCGGAGCGUUCGUCCAGAACCUGCUCAAGUUCCGAAGGGACAAACCCACAGACCAGGUGGAGCGAGCUCUUGACCUCUGCGGGUUCGACCUCAACGACGAUCUCGUCCUCGACGUGCUUCGACGACACCGUUCCGAUUGGAAACCCGCCCUCGUCUUCUUCAACUGGGCCUCCAAAGCAGAUAGCUACGCACCCACUUCCCGCGUUUGCAACGAGAUUCUCGACAUCCUCGGCAAGAUGAGCCGCUUCGAGGAACUGCACCAAGUGUUCGAUGAAAUGUCGCACAGAGAGGGACUAGUCAAUGAAGACACAUUUUCCACUUUGCUUCGCAGGUUUGCGGCUGCUCACAAGGUGGAGGAAGCAAUCAGCAUGUUCUACACAAGGGAACAGUUUGGCUUGGACCUUGACUUGGAUGCUUUCCGCACCCUCUUAAUGUGGCUGUGCAGGUACAAGCAUGUAGAAGAUGCAGAAACAUUGUUUCACAGCAAGGCGCGCGAGUUUCAGCUCCACCGUGAUAUCAAGACUUGGAACGUGAUUCUCAAUGGUUGGUGUGUUUUGGGGAACGCUCAUGAGGCGAAGAGGGUUUGGAAGGAUAUCAUGGCAUCCAAAUGCAGACCUGAUCUUUUCACCUACGCAACGUUCAUAAAGGCAUUGACCAAGAAAGGGAAACUGGGCACCGCUCUUAAGCUGUUUCGCGGGAUGUGGAAUGAGGGUUGCAAUUGCAAACCCGAUGUUGUGAUAUGCAACUGCAUUAUUGAUGCUCUUUGUUUCAAGAAGAGGGUUCCCGAGGCCUUGGAGGUUUUUCAGGACAUGAAGGAGCGAGGUUGUGAACCCAAUGUGGCUACUUACAAUUCGUUAAUCAAGCACCUCUGCAAGAUACGGCGAAUGGAGAAGGUCUAUGAAUUGGUGGAGGACAUGGAAAGGAAGAAGGGGAGUUGCAUGCCUAAUGCUGUUACUUACAGUUGCCUGCUCAAUUCCUUGAAGGGACCAGAGGAAGUUCCUGGGGUUUUGGAGAGGAUGGAGAGGAACGGGUGCAGCCUGAGUGAUGAUAUUUACAAUUUGGUAUUAAGGUUGUAUAUGAAAUGGGAUAAUCAGGACGGUUUAAGAAAAACAUGGGAUGAAAUGGAAAGGAAUGGUUGUGGACCAGAUCGACGAUCAUACACGAUCAUGAUUCACGGGCACUAUGAAAAUGGAAAGAUGAAGGAUGCUAUGCGUUAUUUCAGGGAGAUGACAUCCAAGGGAAUGGUGGCAGAGCCUAGGACUGAGAAACUAGUUAUUUCCAUGAACAGCCCAUUGAAGGAGAGAACGGAAAAACAAGAAGGAAAAGAGGAGGAAACUAAUUUUUGAGGUCUUGGAAUCAUAGCCCCAUUGGAAUUGUUUGACAAUGUUUACAUCAAAUUGGCGCCUGAGUUUUGUAGACUAGAAAGAAGGGCUAAAGUUGAAGAUUAGCAGAUUCAGAAUGAGAAACAAUAAUAGAAGUCUCAUUUCAAAUUGUAACUUCCAAUAUGUAUAUUUUUGUGAUAAUUUAAGUCAAUGAGGAAGAAAGAAAUAAAAAAUUAUAUA
Molecule: messenger RNA, 1783 nt
Organism: Lotus japonicus
Lineage: Eukaryota; Viridiplantae; Streptophyta; Magnoliopsida; Fabales; Fabaceae
Product: putative pentatricopeptide repeat-containing protein At3g15200
Exons: 1
Coding region: 80-1567 (495 amino acids)
Molecular function (GO): protein binding
Source: RefSeq, a predicted model, not a curated record